Molecule: messenger RNA, 3303 nt
Organism: Branchiostoma belcheri (Belcher's lancelet)
Lineage: Eukaryota; Metazoa; Chordata; Leptocardii; Amphioxiformes; Branchiostomatidae
Product: epithelial chloride channel protein-like
Exons: 13
Coding region: 54-2930 (958 amino acids)
Source: RefSeq, a predicted model, not a curated record
ACCUGCCUUUAGUCUGGUAACACGCACUACUUUCCUGUCAUUGGCCGGCGAAAAUGUCCACCAUAUGUUGGAUAGCGUUGCUGUCCGCAUUUGGCUGGCAUGCUGCUGAAGCCGUCUUCAACCGGCCGUACGAAAUCAAACUACAGGACAACGGGUACAACCUGCUGGUCGCCAUUAGCGAAAACAUCCCUGAAGAUACGCGGAUCGUGGAUAGGCUGCAGGAAAUUUUGACCGAGGCGUCCCAAGCCUUGUACGUUGCCACCAACAACCGCGCGUUCUGCGCGGUGGUCAAGAUCCUCAUCCCGAAAUCCUGGACGAAAAAAGAUGAGUACCUUCCAGCCGGAACCGAGACGUUCGAAAAGGCUAACAUCAGAGUGGACGUGCCGAACCCUCUGUACGAGGACAAUCCAUAUGUGCAGCAGAAGGGAGGAUGUGGAGUGGAAGGCGACUACAUGCACCUCACCCCUAAAUACGUGGUGGACAAGGAUUAUGGACAAAUGACAUGGGGUCCUUAUGGCAAAACGUUCGUCCAUGAAUUCGGCCAUCUCCGCUGGGGUCUGUUCGACGAGUACGGCUUCGAUGAUCCGUCGGGAGAGUCCUACCCGCACUUCUACCGCUCAUCGACAGGGGGCGUCCUACCCACCCGCUGCUCAGCCAAAGUUGCCGGAUACCACCAAAACAUGGUGACGGGAGCACGCUGUCAGCUUAACCCCGAAACCGGAGUCUACGAGCCGGAGUGCCGUUUCUACCCGUAUUUCUCUGACAACCAAGCAACUGGGUCUUACAUGUUCAUGCAUUUUCUUGACAAUGUGAAAGGUUUCUGUCACAGUGACCCGGAAGGUGACCCGCUGUCCUACCACAACCGGGAGGCGCCCAACAAACAGAACGUCAUGUGUCAAGGCCAGAGCACCUGGGACAUCAUGAACAAACAUCAGGACUUCGCGAACGGCGCCAACCCUCCCAGGGCAGUCAACUCUACCGUACCGCGCUUCGUCCUGCUGCAGGAGAGCGACUUCGUCAGCAUAGUUCUGGUGCUGGAUGUGUCGGGAAGCAUGCAGGGGGAACCGCUCCAGCGUCUGAUCCAGGUAUCAAGGAGGUUCAUCCGCAGCACGGUGUCUUUAGGUACCUCGGUGGGCGUGGUCACCUUUGCGGUCGACGCUUCAAUAGAACACCCGGUAGUGAGUGUCACCUCUCAGGCAGUCCGUGAUGGCUUGAUUGCUUCACUUCCCACCAGUGCUACUGGGGGCACGUGCAUUGGGUGUGGUCUUCAAAAAGGCGUCCAGGCACUCGAAGAAGUAGGGCCGUCUCAAGGAGGUAUCCUUCUCCUUAUCACUGAUGGCGAGGAAAACCGAGACCCGAGGAUCAGUGAAGUGAUACCGGAGCUUGUCACGAAAAGCGUCAUCGUCUCAAGCAUCGCCUACAGCCAAGACGCCGACGCCAUGCUGCAGACCCUAUCGCUGCAGACAGGGGGCCUCUCGUUCUUCUCUGGGACUGACGAAUCUACAGCCUUGGACAACGCUUUCACCACCACGUUCGAAGAAAAAGCUGGAACCAAUGGAGUGAAGAUCCUAAGUGAAGACAAGACCAUCAGUAAUCGGGAGACCUACAGCAACCACGUGUACGUUGACAACAGUGUGGGGGAGAACACCACGUUUUCUGUCUCCUGGCUGGACGGACAACGUCCCAGGGUAACUCUGGGGACCCCACAUGGCCUUAUGAUCACCGAAGGAGACCCCCUGUAUGACGUCACAUCGGACACCAUUACCAUUGAGAUACCUGGCAUAGCAACGCCAGGAAAGUGGGUCUACAACAUCACCAACAAUACCCCCAACGACCAGGACGUCACCGUCAUAGUGACGUCCAACGCCGUCAACGACACCGUACCCAUCAAAGUGACCGCACAGGUCAGCGCCGUGUCCCUUAACUACUCCUCCACUCAGCCGACGGCGCUGACGAUCUUCGCGUCGGUACGAAAGGGGUACCUGCCUGUCAUCGGGGCUGUCGUGAAGGCGUCCAUUGAGAAGCCCGGUGGUGAGGUAGAGGAGAUCAUGCUGCUGGAUAACGGUGCAGGUACUGACGUAACGACGAAUGACGGCAUCUACUCUAGAUGCUUCUUCAACUUCUCCAAGGACGGACGUUACGGCGUUUCCGUUAAGGGAGACAACUCUCAGGGGGGUGCCGGGUACAUCGUCAUCAACCAUGGACGUCGACGUGGCAUGCGGAGUGGUGUGCUACCGCUGGACCCUGCCUCUGGGUUUACCAGUGGGGACGACGUUCAGAAAGAACCGUUAGAGCCGUUCCAGAGGAUGACAACAGGAGGCGUUUGUCAAGUACAGGGGAUCCCCAGUGGUGGAAUCUCUGGACAGGACAUGCUGCCGCCGUCCCGGGUGGAUGACCUCGUGGUGGUUGAAGUUUCCUACGCCAACGCUACCGUGACCCUGAGUUGGACAGCGCUCGGUGACGACUUCGAUCAGGGAGGGCCAGCCCACCAUGUUGAGACCCGGUACAGCCGCCAUUUUGACCAGCUUGCAGACGACUUCUACGGGCAAGCUUUGGUCAACCAGUCACAAGUGCUGCAGGGAAGUCUGACGUCACUUCCGGAACCCGGCUCCGCCAUGACUAUCGUCAUCCUGGUGCCAGACCGAGGCCACAACGUCACGUUCGUCUUCGCCGUGCGCAUGUGCGACGAAGCGGACAACUGCGGUGAUCCCUCCAACAUCGUGACGGCGAAUCUCGAGUACAUACCCGACCCCGAGCCUGUCUAUACCAACGAUACGCUCACCUGGGUCAUUGUUGGCUCGGUGAUUGGUGUGGUUGUUUUGGUCGCCGCAGCUUUGUUCAUCUCCUGCAAAUUCUGCAGGUCCAAGUCGGCAAAAUCUGCCACGCAACCUUCCGCUAACGACAAUCCUGCGUACAAUCACACUGUGUAGCUCACUUUGUUUGAUGUGCAUUUCUACUUCUUGUAGAAUGCACUACUUGUGUCACGUUGAUUUUCUGUGCACAUGAAGCUGAAUGUUACUGGUAUAAAACAUCAUGCUGUUUUCAUGGCAGAAAAAGUUUCAACCAUAGAAUUUUAUGACAUAAAAUAAAAAGUACUUGUCGUAGACUGAGAAUAGUACUGUCUUAUCUCCAAUUAAAAUAAUCAUAACAUUACGCAUACAUGCCACUAAGAGGUGUCAUUAGUAAGCUUUAGCACUAUCAUAAACAUUUAUGGUUAUCGUUUGCUGAUAUUAUCACAAUAUUGUCAACAGUCAACAACGUACAUGUAUCUGCAUCAAGUUUGCCAUGAAUCAUAUUACAUGU